AUUUUCUCAUCUCCUUCCUCUGUUACAUUGCUUACUAAGGAAACUAUCUUUCUUCUCAUUAUAUUAUAUAUAUAAAUAGCAAUAUAUAUUUUCUGUCUUGAACAAAGUCUUAUAUUUGAAUGGUGGUGAAAAUUAAAAAGUUUCAGGUGAAAAUUAGGACGUUGAAGCUAGAAUUAGGAGUUGAUGAUAAUAUUGAAGCAUUUGAUGGGGUGAAUCAAGAAUCAAAAAAAGUGAAGAUGAUGGCAAUUAAGAUGAAAUGGAAAGGUGAACCCAAGUUUGGAUUAGUCCCAUUUCAUUAUAAGCAGAAGAAAGAUAUUACAAGUCGGAGAAUUGUGAAGAAAGGACAGCUAAUAAUUCCAUUGAAUGGAAUAGUGAUAGUGAUGAGUUUGAGAAUGUUUGUUGUUUUACAGAGGUUUCUGGUUGUUAUCACAGUCUAAAGUAUUCAUUCGCCUUGGGAUGUCUCAUUUAAUGUUUUAUAUUCAAAUAAAUUGGAGGCAAAAAUGGUGGUUAAUGUAGCAGAAAUGGCUUCAAAAAUGGUGUCUGAAGUUGAAGAGAAACUUCCCAUUACUUUGAAUAUUGGUAGAGUUUCUAUAUCACCCACUCUCCAUAAUGUGGGGAAGCCUGAACCUUCUACUGAAUCAAAGGACAAAAAUGAAGGCAGCAGCAAGAAGUCUGCUUGGGAAGUGAAAGAGCUACAGAAUAGGGAUGGACAAACAAGGCUCAAAACCAAUGUCUUCUUUGCAUCUUUCGACCAAUGUAGCGAUAAAGCUGCUGGCGAGAGUGCUUGUACAGCACUGGUUGCUGUCAUCUCCCAUUGGCUGCAAUCGAAUAGAGAUGCAAUGCCCACGAGGUCAGAAUUCGAUAACCUCAUAUUACAUGGUUCCUCAGAAUGGAGAAAGUUAUGCCAAAAUGAUACUUACAUCAAUGAUUUCCCAAACAAGCACUUUGAUUUAGCGACUAUCUUGCGUGCUGGUAUUCGACCUAUAGCCAUAUCGCAUGAUCAAUCCUUCGUUGGAUUCUUCAGCCCUGAGAAGUUUGAAUCAUUACAAGGAGUAAUGUCAUUUGAUCAAAUAUGGGAAAAGAUUAGCAGCAUUGCAGAAGAGACUGCAUUUGAGCCUAGAGUAUAUAUUAUAAGUUGGAACGAUCAUUUCUUCGUGUUGAAGGUGGAAGCUAACGCUUAUUACAUUAUUGAUACAUUGGGAGAAAGGUUAUUUGAGGGUUGCAACAAAGCAUACAUUUUAAAGUUUGAUGAUAACACUAUGAUGUUUGAGAAGGUUUACGCGGAGGAGAAGUCAUUGAAAAAUGAUACUAAGGCUAAGGAAGAGAUGAUAUGCAAUGGGAAAGGAUGCUGCAGAGAAUUCAUCAAGAGAUUUCUCGCGGCUAUCCCUCAAAAGGAACUGGAGGAGCAAGAGAAAAAGGAGACAGUUUCUUAUUUCUCUCUACAUCAUCGGUUGCAGAUAGAGUUCAAUUCGAGUUACUUGUUGUCUUCUUCUUCGUCGUCUUUAACAUCAUCCCCUUUCUCUUCUUCUGCUACUUCUACACCUUCUUAUUUGUAAGAUGUAUAGUAUUUAAUUUGCCUGGUGUGUAUCAGAGUGCUGCUAAUGUGAAUGCAUUAUCAUAUAUCAAGCACAAUUAGAUUGUCUGUUUUCACACUCAAAA
Messenger RNA from Nicotiana attenuata, 1659 nucleotides. RefSeq lists its product as uncharacterized. The record is from RefSeq and is a predicted model, not a curated record. Bases 501 to 1556 code for a protein of 351 amino acids. Lineage: Eukaryota; Viridiplantae; Streptophyta; Magnoliopsida; Solanales; Solanaceae. The transcript is spliced from 2 exons.